AUGGAGCUUAAAAUCACGGUGGCUUCUCAGGAACUCGUCAAGCCCUCUUCUCUAAGCCUUAAUGAUCUUCCUUGCCAUCAUCUCUCUUUCCUUGAUCAGCUUGCUCCUCCCAUUUUCAUGCCUUUUCUUUUCUUUUACCACAACAAGACCAAUCUCUCUGACAGAGAACGAAGUGAUCAGAUCAAGAGUUCUUUGUCUAGUAUAUUGAAUCUCUACUAUCCCUUGUCAGGACGCAUCAAGAAGAACUCCGGUGGUUUUGUUGUGUUCAAUGAUGUGGUGGGUGUGUCUUUCGCUGAAGCCAGAGCCGACUGCAACAUGUCACAGAUUCUUGAAAACCCUAAUCCCAAUGAACUCAACAAGUUUCUCCCAUUCGAGUUUGACGAAGUGAGUGACGUGCCUCUGAAGAUUCAGCUUACUUUCUUUAACUGCGGCGGCUUAGCGCUCGGUGUAGGACUCUGCCAUAAACUCUGCGAUGCUCUGUCAGGUCUCAUCUUCAUCAGAAGCUGGGCAGCUUUGGCUCGCAGAGACACUGAUGAAAUCGUUACUCCUUCUUUCGAUCUCGCCAAGAUGUUUCCUCCAUGUGACAUAGAAGAUUUAAACAUGGCUACAGGUAUAACGAAGGAGAACAUAGUCACCAAACGCUUCGUGUUUUUGAAAUCCUCUGUGGAGUCUUUAAGAGAGAGAUUCAGCGUAAACAAGGAGAUUCGCGCGACACGUGUUGAGGCCUUAUCAGUAUUCAUAUGGAGCCGUUUCAUGGCUUCAACAAAAGAAGAUAAUAAAACCAGGAAGAUCUAUACACUGAUUCAUCCGGUGAACUUGCGUAGACAAUCUGAUCUGUUUAUACCAGAAAACAUGUUUGGGAACAUCAUGAGAUUCUCUGUCACUGUCCCUAAGAUGGUAAUCAAUGAAGAUGAUGAAGCAAAGCAUUCUCUUGUGGAGCAGGUGAGAGAGGAGAUAAGAAAGAUAGAUGCCGUGUACGUGAAGAAGAUUCAAGAAGAUAGCAGAGGACACCUCGAGUUUCUUAACAAACAAGCUUCAGGUUUCGUCAAAGGGGAGAUUGUGUCGUUCAGCUUUACGAGCCUCUGCAACUUUCCGGUGUAUGAAGCAGAUUUUGGAUGGGGGAAGCCUUCGUGGGUUGCUUCUGCAAGGAUGAGUUACAAAAAUCUGGUAGCUUUCAUGGAUACUAAAGAACGUGAUGGCAUAGAAGCUUGGAUCAACCUUGAUCAGAAUGAUAUGUCUAGAUUUGAAACCGAUGAGGAAUUGCUUCGCUAUGUCUCUUCAAGCCCAAGUGUGAAUGCCUCUUCAUCUUGA
Molecule: messenger RNA, 1311 nt
Organism: Thlaspi arvense
Lineage: Eukaryota; Viridiplantae; Streptophyta; Magnoliopsida; Brassicales; Brassicaceae
Source: the annotation of a GenBank genome assembly